This is a messenger RNA of Rhododendron vialii, 1265 nucleotides long. RefSeq names its product probable aquaporin NIP-type. The transcript has 5 exons. The coding region runs from base 89 to 1024 and encodes 311 amino acids. The record is from RefSeq and is a predicted model, not a curated record. NCBI's taxonomy places the organism in Eukaryota, Viridiplantae, Streptophyta, Magnoliopsida, Ericales, Ericaceae. Gene Ontology annotation, cellular component: membrane. Gene Ontology annotation, biological process: transmembrane transport. Gene Ontology annotation, molecular function: channel activity.
ACUUUCAAGGCAAGAACUCACUACAAAGGGGGCACACACAUAUAAGCAAGAGGCAGCAGCCACUUCUUCCAUUCCAGAAUAGUUUCAAAUGCCUCAAUCACUUGCAUUCGAAGCAGAUGCCUUGUCCCCCAAACGGAUGCUCAGUUUUCCCAGUGAUUUCUCUUUGAAAGAAGAUGUAGAGCUCUUAAAUCCCAAAGAAGCAGUCAUUAACCCCCCGCCAGCUACUCCAACUCCGACCAUCGUCCAGAAGGUCAUUACAGAGCUGAUGGGAACUUACAUUUUCGUGUUCGUGGGGUGCGCCUCGGCCCUUGCCCACAGAGACGUCCCGCUUCCAAUUGAAGCAACAGCGAUGGUUUGGGGUCUGUCCUUCAUGGUGCUCAAGUAUACGCUCGCGCAUAUCUCGGGCGCCUUUAUGAACCCUGCAAGCUCCAUUGCCUUCGCUGUUGUCAAGAAGCUCCCAUGGAAAAACGUGCCCAUAUUUAUUGUGGCUCAGAUCACCGGUUCGAUACUAGCAUCCCUCAACCUCCGAGUAUUGUUCCACAACCAACCCGAUAUAAGGCCCGCCGUCACUCAGGUUGUCAGGCCAUAUACUCCUCUUCAAGCUGUUGCUUGGGAGUACACCAUCACUUUCAUCCUCACUAUCACCAGUUCUGGCGUCGCCACUGAUAGCAGAGCGCACAAAAUGCUCUUUGGAGUUGCGAUUGGAGCUACGGUGGUGUUCAACGUCAUCAUUGCCGGGGAUAUUUCUGGAGCCGCGAUGAACCCUGCGAGGAGUAUAGGCCCUGCCGUUGUUGCCGGCGAAUAUAAGGACCUAUGGGUCUAUAUCGUAGGCCCUCUCCUUGGAGCCACAACUGCAACCUUGGUAUACGGUACACUCCGGUUACCGGAGCCGGAUCAGCAACCAAAGGAAAGCACCAAAGUCAUAUUCAAUAAUCUUUAUACUGAACCGAACCCAUCUUAUCAAUAUCCCUCUUAUCAACAAGCCUCUCAUAUUGAGAAAUUUAGAAAAGUUCUGAAUGUUUAGCCUGACGCCUCGUUGUGUACCAGCCAAAAACUUGAGAGAGAGAGAGAGAGAGAGAGAGAGAGAGAGAGAGAGAGAGCAAGGCUCAACUUUUAGUAGAUAAAACCAUGCCUCUUUGUAUAUCAGCCCAAACAUCUAUUAAAACCAUAUGCCUGAGAUCACCACUCCAUAAACUACUUUUAUACCCUUGCUUUUUAAAAACAAGUUACGUUUAAUGGGAUAUGGAGUAUCAUGAUUCGCGGAU